Molecule: messenger RNA, 1136 nt
Organism: Colossoma macropomum (tambaqui)
Lineage: Eukaryota; Metazoa; Chordata; Actinopteri; Characiformes; Serrasalmidae
Gene: ntpcr
Product: nucleoside-triphosphatase, cancer-related
Exons: 5
Coding region: 35-598 (187 amino acids)
Molecular function (GO): ATP hydrolysis activity
Source: RefSeq, a predicted model, not a curated record
UACCCAUGCAGGAAGCGGUACUGCAGCGGCUGCUAUGCUGAAGCACGUUUUCUUAACAGGCUCUCCAGGAGUGGGAAAGACCACCCUAGUGCAGAAGGUCUGCGAGUCUAUGGUCUCUGGUGGGGUGAGCCUCCAAGGCUUCUACACAGAGGAGCUGAGAGAGAGAGGGAGGAGAGUGGGCUUCGAUGUGGUGACCCUAGCCGGAGAGAGAGGAGCCCUGUCCAGAGUCGGAAAUGAAGCCCCGGCUGGACGGCGUGAAUACAGAGUCGGCCAGUAUGUUGUCGAUCUUUCCUCGUUUGAGAAUCUUGUUCUGCCGCUUUUUCGAAAUAUGGGUGAGGGAGGUAGGAGUGUCUUUGUUAUAGAUGAGAUUGGGAAGAUGGAGCUGUUCAGCCAGUCGUUUAUCCGCGUGGUGAGACAGACUCUGGACAGCUCGACCUGCUCCAUCCUGGGAACCAUCCCAGUUCCUAAAGGAAAACCCCUCGGCCUAGUGGAGGAGAUACGGGCACGGAAGGAUGUUAAGGUCUUCAUGGUUACGAAGGAAAACAGAGACGCUCUCACUGACGAAAUCGUGUCUGCGCUGAAGGAAUGUCUGAAGUAAACAACUGGCGCGAGGACGGCCGGAACAGACAGGGAACACUGGGGUAAAAUGUGCUACCAAGCACCCUAAUAGAUAAGAAGCUAAAGCGAUCACAGUGUCAGUUCUUUGGAACUGCUUUUGUUUUGUGUUUUUUUCCUUUUUGAAGAAUGUAGCCAGUAACUCGUUCAUCUUGGAGAACAUCCUUCCUGCUUCUCAAAGCUUUGGAGCGGCCGGGACCUCCAGCUGUUUGGUUCUGAGGAAUGUAGUGAAGUAUGUCACGUUUCAGAGUUGUGAAGUUUUCGUUCUUGAAUGGCCUUUCAGAAUGGACGGCCUUCUACGUUAUUGAUUAGGGUCAGCAGAGGAGGCGGGGCAGCAGGUGCCUCUAUGAGGCAUUGCCCUGCUGAGAUGAACAGAGGUGAUGGCCUCAUUUUCUUUCAGCCCGUUUAUGAUUUCCAGCAUCUUCAGCAGGAGAUGGAUGGAAGUGAAUGCCUUCCCACCUGCGGGGGGGGAGUUUCAUGUUUAUUUGCAAUGUAUCACAAAAUAAACCAAUAUUUGAACA